CCAAGUGAUUUGUGCCUCUUUUCUUCCAGAUAGUUUCCGAUGAGGAUCAAUACGCCAGCCACGCCGGCGGCCGCCACGCGCCUCCACACGCGAAGACACCACCACCACCACCGUCAUCACGCGGUCCACGAGGAGGGGGACGCACCCCACCACCACCACCACCACCACCACCAUCACAGCAACAACAAUCAUAACCACAACUAUCACCACCAUCAUCAUCACCAUCAUCACAACCACUACCACCAAGAAGAGUUCCAUAAACCCUCCCCCUCCCCCCCUAGCUCAUGCUCCGCUCACACCCACCAGCUGCUGCACCAGUCCCAGCACCAUCACCACCAUCAUCACCACCAUCAUCACCACCAACACCACCAACAGCAGCAGCACCUACAGCAGGACCAAUGGCAGGAAGCACCGGAGCCCCUCACCCCGCCCGCACACCCCCACCAUCACCCAAAUCAGUACCUGAGGAGACUGGGACCACAAGAUCCAAGGGAGAGACUAAAAGAAGCAGAGUGUCCGUGGGGGGAGUUGAGUCCACACCUCAAGCAGCAGCAACACCACCGGAAGCAGCAGGAGCAAAGACACCUGCAGCUCCACUCUCGUCUUCUGAAGCAGUUUCGCCCGCUGCGGUUGCUGCUGCUGGUGGCGGCGCUGCUGCAAGCAGGCGCGCUCGGCUGCCGCAUCUCAGAGUUCACCUGCGGCAACUUCGAGUGUGUUCCUGCCGAUGCUUACUGCGACGGCCAGCCAGACUGCUCGGACAGGACGGACGAGCCACGGGACUGCUCGCCGUGUAAUCGAACCUUCUACGGGGACGUCGGGAGGAGCUACGAGGUGCAGGUACAGCGUCCGGUCAACAUGCUCACCACUUUCACCUGCCACCUCACCUUCGUGGCCGAGGGGAACCAGUACGGCGACAUUGUGCAGCUUAUUAUUCAAGACUUCAAGCUUGGGGACUUCUUCAGCUACAACAGCGGGUGUCCUCAGGGGUGGAUGCAGAUCAGCGAGCGAGACAGACCCUACACGGACGGCUACUGGUGCGGCAAUGGGCAGGGCUUCAACGUGUAUUACAGUGAGACCUCCACCACCACACUCACGCUUAAGAAAUUUAUCACUAUGGACUACGUGCACUUCGAGGGCUUCCAUCAGUCGCCCUUCAGCUUCCGUCUCACCUACAAGACCAUGCGGCGAAGUGACGCGGUGCUGCGCUAUGGGAACGCCACCACGCCCAAGGACCGCGGCCAGCUGCUGGAUGACUCCGUGUGCACGCGGCUCUUCCUCAACUGCGACGAGCACCUGUGUUCUGUGCAGAGCCCAAACUUUCCCGGCCUGUACCCGCGCCACGUCACUUGCAACUACCUGCUGCGCCAGACCCGCUACGUGCCCUACGCCCGCUCGCUCAUCACCAUCUACCAGGACAACCCGCUUAGGUUCAACGUGAAGGCCACCUCCACCCUGCCCAACCAAGAGCCUUCCUCUCCCGGCCUGCAGAUCUGGGACUCGUGUGACCUGGUGCACGACCACCUGCUGGUGUACGACGGCAACUCUACGGACGCACCGCUGUUCCUCAAGGUGUGUGGCUCGGGCCGUCUGCCGCCCAUCACCUCCACAGGGUCGGAAAUGCUCAUCAUAUUCAGCACCUCGCGCUUCGACGAGCCCACGCAAGAGACGCUGAUGCCCCGGACUUUCGGUUUUGAGCUCAACGUCGGGGUCACUUAUCUCAACAUGGACUCCCCAAGGUUUGCCCGCAACCACCAGUGUGUGUUCCACAUCUUCAGCGCCAACAACUCCAGCGGGGAAGUGGAAUCUGUGGUGAACACGCAACCACAGAACUCGUCGUGCGUGUACCUGUUCCACGGCGAGGCGCACGAGGUGGUGUGGGUCCACUUCCGCAAGUACGAAAUUGCGCCCAAGAUGGGCCACUAUUCCUACAACAUGACGGAGUGCAUCAACCCGCUCAGAAUAUACGACGGUAACUUCUUCGACACCACCACGCCGUACGGCUCCCCGCAGCGCGCCAAGCUCAUUCAGGAGCACUGUACCAAGCGACCGCCGCCCAUGUGUGCCAGGGAGUAUCUGCCCCCGAGGGCGGGUCACAUCGCCCCGGUGAAGGCGUGCACCAGGAACGAGAGUUAUGUGGCAGAAGGAUCUAAACUGACUGUGGUGCAGCAUUAUAAUGAGUCCACUGCCGCCCUGGCCAUGGAUUUUGUCCUCCGAUACGAGUUCGUCAACACUCGGCCGGGUUACCGCCCUACCAACGGCAGUGAGUGUGACUUUGAGGCGAUCAGUGACGGCUACACUCUCCGCACAGGACGCGUUUUCUCCCCGAGGACCUCAGUGCUGUAUGGACGCUGGGGACGCCGCCGACUGUCGUGCCAAUAUCGUCUCACUGCACACGGGGACGAAGUGGUGCGGGUUACCAUUACCAAGUUCCACAGUGCUUCCCGUUCCUGUGUCACCACAACCAACAACUUCACUGGAAGCUACGACUGCGACAACCACGCGGGCCAGAUGGCUUCUCUGGUGGUGUCUGAAUACCCCUGGCAGGACAUCGAGGUGCCGCGCCUGUGCUUGUGCGACUACUCCCUCAUCCCCAUCGAAUACGAGUCAAAAUCUAAGGAACUGCGGCUCAAGUUCGAGGUUAAUAAUAUGGAUGAAACUCACGACUACUUUGACUUCAUGUUCGAAGCUCAGUACGAGUUCGUGAAGAAAUCCUCAUGCAAGAAAGAACAACGACUCCAGGGGACCAACGGCGAGAUAGUGUUUCGAAAAGCCAACCUCACCGAGAACAAGCCGUGUGACAACUACCCUUGGCUCCUGCAGACUUCCGACGCCAACAAGUCCAUUUACUUCAGAAUAAGAGGCUACGACCACAUCGACAAGAACUGCACCACAUCCACUCGCCUGCUGGUGUUCAAGGUCGGUCGUCUGAGGCCAGUCGGUGUCCUGUGUCCUGACCCGACCAGCGAGAAGGUCGUGGAGCUGUUCAGCUUUGCCUGGCAAGGAUCGGGGACGCUGGUUGAACAGUCGACUGAUAAACUGGUGCUGGAGGUGUCAGGGCGGGAGGGUGCGCGAGAUCUGGGCCCCCACACACUCACCUGGCUGCAGGUAUCCCCGGCACGACAGUAUGACUGGUCCUCUGAGGGCAUCGUGCGUGGCUGCCAGGAGGAGUGCCCCGAGCUGGGUGUGUGCAUCAGUGAGGACUUGUGGUGUGAUGGAGUGCACCACUGUCCCUCAGGCCAUGACGAGCUUAUCGCUCACUGCUUCUUCCUCUCGGUGCCCUGGGCCUACAUUGGGGUGGGCUCUGCUCUCAGCGUCAUUCUGCUGGUGGUGGUGACAGUGUAUGGCGCGGCUCGCCUGCGUGCCUCUGACAAGAAGACCCACCAACACCAACCUAUCCCCACCCUGCCCACCGCCUCGGAGUCCCUCUUCUCCUCUGACAAAGACGCGGCGGAACGCGAUGGCGGCGUGACGUCCGCCUACAGCCUCGAUUACAGCGAGGUGGAUUACGUCACGACUUUAUGAGGACCACAAAGAUUAGACACUUUCAACAAUACUUGCACUUUAGCUCGAGGCACUCGCCCAUCCACCAGCACCAUCCCUGCACAGGAUGCACGCCAAUCUAGCUCCCGAAGAACGACAAGCCUCCCGCGCCCGCGGCGGUCCAGGACCCGCCACACUCGGUCGGCCAGUGUUCACAACGACUACGACGACCGGCCCCAUCUCACUACAGCUGUACGUCCCUCCUCCCCCGGCGCCCUUCAGCAGGUCGCACCACUACACUCUGGCUGCCCUCAACACCCACCCACUGGCCGCCCUCAAUACCCCAAACCGGCCACCCGCGUCGGGCCCAAUAGCAACGACCCCGACACAGCUCCCUGACGCCUCGCCCCCGCAGGGAGACUGAUGACCGGACCGCUGGUGAAUGACCACGCACCAGUGUUCCCCCCCGAGGCCACCGAGGCUGCUGGUGACCUGGGCGUGGGCGUGCGGGUGACACUGCCGCCCCAAGCACCAAGGUGUCGAGGCUACACCGGACCCUUCCCUUAGCUGCGUGUUUGAUGUAAAUGUGUAAAUCGCUUUCCAACACCCUGGCACGCGGCUUUCUCCGUUCACCUUUCUUGCAAAUGUUUCUAUACAAUUUUAUUCGAUAA
This is a messenger RNA of Scylla paramamosain (green mud crab), 4151 nucleotides long. RefSeq lists its product as uncharacterized. Gene Ontology annotation, molecular function: protein binding. Lineage: Eukaryota; Metazoa; Arthropoda; Malacostraca; Decapoda; Portunidae. The record is from RefSeq and is a predicted model, not a curated record. Gene Ontology annotation, cellular component: plasma membrane.